UAGCAUUAUUAGCACCAGCGCCUCCACGGCAUUUUCACCUCGCCUGCUCGCCACACGUCCCCCGACAAAGAUACCCCAGCACGCACGCACCACGCGCCCACGCCCGCGCCGGCGCGCCGCCGCAGGCCGCACCAGCACGGCCAUCUUCUCCCCGCAAUUCAAGGCGGCCCCGAAGCUCCUACGACCUCCCGGAAGGGCUGCGAGGCCGAGGCGGGCGCGGGAUGUGGGGGCGGCACUACUGGGGCGGCGGCCGGCGGCCAAGCUGGGCGCCCGGAGGGGACGGCGCCGGCGCCGGCGCCGGCGGCGUGGUGGUGAUGUUCGCGUGGCUGUCCAGCCAGGAGCGGCACGUGCGGGCGUACGUGGAGCUGUACGCGGCGCACGGGUGGGCGUGCCUCGUCUGCCACUCCGACUUCCUCACGCUGUUUUUCCCUGAGAAGGCUGCCAUGCUCGCGGACAAGGUGAUUGGGGAGCUUGUCAAGGUGCUGAAAUUUACACCUGUACCUGUGGUGUUUGCAUCGUUUUCGGGAGGGCCAAAAGGGUGCACAUACAAGGUUCUUCAGCUGAUUGAGAGAAGAUGUGAAGGGCAACUAAGCCUGGAUGAGUACCAGCUUGUACGAGAUUGUCUAUGUGGACAAAUUUAUGAUUCAAGCCCUGUGGAUUUUGUCAGUGACUUAGGCACUCGCUUCCUCCUCCAUCCAAGUGUCCUGAAGAUGUCUGAACCUCCUCGUGUCUUGUCAUGGAUGACUAAGGGCAUUGCCUCAGGUCUUGACAUUCUUUUCAUAGACAAAUUUGAAGAACAACGUAAAGAUUAUUGGGAAACACUAUACUCAUCAGUGCAUUUUGGUCCAAUACUAAUACUCUGUUCAGAGGAUGAUCAACUUGCUACAUAUUCAGUUGUUCAAAAUUUUGGCCAGCAUCUGCUAGAGCUUGGUGGUGAUGUGAACCUAAUUAAAUGGCAUAGUUCUCCUCAUGUAGGUCACUAUAAGUUUCAUCCUGAGGAAUACAGAGCUGCUGUGACAGAGCUACUAAAAAAAGCCUCGGUGCUCUACAUGAGCAGAAGACAACUUAAUGGAUAUGAUGUGGGCACGAGUGAACACAGUGACACUCCUCCAUCGACCUCCAAUCUACCCAGAACUGCUGCAAGCUCAGUUGGUAGCAGGCUGAGACGAGCACCAAUCGAUCCAACCGACCAGUUCUUCCUACCGAGCUCCAUGGAGUACCAUGAAAGCAGCGAAGGACCGCAACCAGAGCUGUUUAACAUGCCAAGCCUGGAGAGCUUGAGUCUGCAUGGGGUUCUGGGGCAGGUGCUGUAUGAUGUAUGCGUUCCGAAGAAUGUAGAAGGCUGGGACCUCAAGCCUUCCGCGUCGAUGAAUGGGAGGCACAUCCAUACUGCUGCGUCUCGGCAUGGUAGCUUCAAUCCAAUGAAAUGUGUACGGCGCUCGAGAUUGUGAAAAGUUUUGACUGGAACAUGUGGAUGCAUAUAGGUGACUUGUGUAUACUAUACGAGAGAAUGCUGUUUGGUGGAUGCUGGUGAAACUUGGGAUAGCUAAUUAGCUAUCAUCCAUCGAAUAAAAAGCGAAGCUUGAUUUUGUCAGUUUGCCAA
This is a messenger RNA of Sorghum bicolor (sorghum), 1603 nucleotides long. RefSeq lists its product as uncharacterized. The transcript is spliced from 7 exons. The record is from RefSeq and is a predicted model, not a curated record. NCBI's taxonomy places the organism in Eukaryota, Viridiplantae, Streptophyta, Magnoliopsida, Poales, Poaceae. The coding region runs from base 222 to 1451 and encodes 409 amino acids.